CUCACUUAACAUUGAAAUAGCAACCAGAACUAUUUAACUUAUACUUGAAAUAAUAAUUUAAAAUGCAUUACGCGAGUUUCUACACUUUCGCUAUAAUUUUAUGUGUGCAAUGUGCAGCACAAUCAAUAUACGAAACUGAUGUUAAUUUUAGAGUGGAUCCGGGAUCAAGAACAUGUUUUUUCGAGGAAGGGAAGGCUGGACAAACGUUAGAAGUAUAUUAUCAGGUUCUCGAUGGUCAACAUGGGGACCUGGAUAUUAUAUUUGAAAUCAUAAACCCACAAGGUGUACAAUUGGUAGCAGACUACAAGAAGUCACAAAAUUCCAUCAUAAUGGAUUUAGAGAUGGAUGGUGAUUAUGUAUUUUGUAUGGAUAACACUAUCAGUGUUAUUAAUUCAAAACUUGUGUUUGUUUAUGUGAUGAUUGAAAACAAGGUAACUGAUGAUAAUGAUGAGACCGAAGUAAGCGUUGUAGACGCAGACGGAGAGCGCAAAGAGGAAGAAGAAGUUAUUGAAUGGACUGGUACUGAUGAAGAAGGGAAUGCCUAUUAUAUCGAAGUAAAACAUAUUCAUGAAUCGCUAAGCCGGACACUAAAGCAAGUAGUGAAGGCGCGCCACCUACUGGAUCUGUAUGGUGCAAUGAAAUCACGUGAUAGCUACUUAGCAUUUGAAGAUACUUUCAUUGUGGAUGUAUGGUCUAUAUUCCAAAUAUUUUUCAUGAUUACUGUUGGGUUGUUGCAAGUCUACAUGAUCAAGAAACUAUUCAAUAGAUCAAAUAACAGCAUAAAUGACUACUAUUAAUAUUGUUACAAUAUUUGUAUAACAAACAAUCCUUUAGUAACAUGUAAAAUUAUUAUUAUU
Galleria mellonella (greater wax moth) is the source of this 857-nucleotide messenger RNA. Its product is annotated as transmembrane emp24 domain-containing protein 5-like. The coding region runs from base 63 to 797 and encodes 244 amino acids. The transcript has a single exon. Gene Ontology annotation, cellular component: endoplasmic reticulum; endoplasmic reticulum-Golgi intermediate compartment; Golgi apparatus. NCBI's taxonomy places the organism in Eukaryota, Metazoa, Arthropoda, Insecta, Lepidoptera, Pyralidae. The record is from RefSeq and is a predicted model, not a curated record. Gene Ontology annotation, biological process: intracellular protein transport; endoplasmic reticulum to Golgi vesicle-mediated transport; Golgi organization.